AUGGCGAGUUCUUUGCCGAGGAUGCGAUGGACUGCACGCAUGGCGUUGUAUCACAGACCUAACCCUGAUUCGAACCAAAGUACUGCAGUUACAUGCGACGCAACGUUCGAUCGCAAGAGGGAGAUGAUGGACAUGCAUAACCUCGGCCGCCCUUCCGGCUCGAUGAACGCCACGCUGCUGAACCAAACCGUCUCCGACUUCACUCAGUUCACGCUGACCGCCGAGGAGAUGAUGUCGAAAAAACGUAAGCAUUCUCGAGGUCGUCGUCGCUGCCACGCGCAGAUGGGUGCUGCCUCUGCUGAGAAAAACUCUCCUCUGAGUCUUCUGACCGUCGCCGUCGCCGUCGCCAUCGUCGCCGCCACCCCGUUCUUGCGUCCAUUGUCCACUGGCCAUAUUCGGUCGGUCCGAAACGCACCGCUCGUUCGGCUGCUAAUUGCAGGAUGCGAAAAGCGUUUAUAUGCUGACAGAUGGACGACGUGCCAAAGCCGAAAUUACAACGGCUUUUUUCCAACUUCAGCCCGGUCGCAGGGUGACGAUGACCGACAGCGAACGGCCAUUAUGGCCGCCGAUUUAUUCGACCAGGUCCGGCAUGGACUCGGCGCGUCCAAACAGAGGUGCAAUGGACUACGACGGUAA
Messenger RNA from Soboliphyme baturini, 636 nucleotides. The record is from the annotation of a GenBank genome assembly. NCBI's taxonomy places the organism in Eukaryota, Metazoa, Nematoda, Enoplea, Dioctophymatida, Soboliphymatidae.